AUGCCCGCCGGUACCUGUCCGGUGACCGAGUCAAGCCUGAUGUCAACCGGCACUCCUACAGUGAACCCGCCGGUGAUCCUUCCUGUGAUGUCAGCCGGCAUCCAACGAAUUACGAAGCCUAUUCCAAAGAUCGAGAAGUAUCCAACCAAGAAGCUACCUCCAACGACAGCUGGAACCCUUCCGGCAUUCAAGCGAAUCCAGAGCAAGGAAGAACGAGUCCCAAGUCCGAAGAUAGCCGGAACCCGUCCGGUGAUCAGAGAACCUCCCAAGAAGAAGUGGAUCGUGGUGUUCUCGACGGUGAACCAACCACCACUGGAUCCGACGCCGGUCAGUCCGACUGGUGAAUCCAAACAGCUCCAUUCCGGCACAAGGCCGAGGAAGCCUCCCGAUGAACCAUCCAAGCUAUCCCGGCCCAGCGAAGCCAUCCCAGAGCGCGUGUCCCGAACGCGUCCACCCAACGACCCGAAGAAAGACGAGCCAGACGCCACAGGUGAGCAAGCAUUCGAUCUGUGGUGUGUGAAUUCCCUAUCCUGGCUUUGA
Aedes albopictus (Asian tiger mosquito) is the source of this 540-nucleotide messenger RNA. RefSeq lists its product as uncharacterized. Bases 1 to 540 code for a protein of 179 amino acids. The transcript has a single exon. The record is from RefSeq and is a predicted model, not a curated record. NCBI's taxonomy places the organism in Eukaryota, Metazoa, Arthropoda, Insecta, Diptera, Culicidae.